AUGUCGAGUGAUGAGAGUGAUGGCGAUUAUCAAGAGCAACAGCAGGAGGAACACGAAGAAGAAGAACAGGCAAACAGUGCAUCUGGCUCGGACCAUGAUUCAGGGAGUGAAGAAGAACCUUCUAAAAAGAAGAACAGGAAGAGAAAGAUCAAUUCGGACAGCGAAGAUGAAGAAGAGGAGGAAUCUGGAGAUGAUAAUGACAGCGAAAAUGACAACGACUCUGAUGGAUCGCACAAAAAGUCAAAGAAAAAGAAGAAGCGGAAGGAUCGAAGACCGCGUGGUUCGGAUUUUAUCUUGCAAGAUGUCGACGUAGACGACGAAGAACAGGAUGAAGACGAAUGGGAUGAUGAGGAGGAUCGUGCGCUUGAGCCCAAUGAAAAAGAAGAGGCUGAGAAGUAUAUGAAGCAGCUUGAUGCCGAGAGGAGGCGCAACGAAAGGAAUAAAUUCGCGAACAUGAAUGAGGACGAAAUCGGUCGCUAUUUUGAAAACAAGUACAAAACUCAGCCUAUCAGAGAUCUCGUGGAUGAUGAUUCUGCUCUCGGUUGGUUACAUUACAACGUUGAUCUCAUAAUUCAAGGGUCA
Messenger RNA from Strongylus vulgaris, 582 nucleotides. NCBI's taxonomy places the organism in Eukaryota, Metazoa, Nematoda, Chromadorea, Rhabditida, Strongylidae. The record is from the annotation of a GenBank genome assembly.